Dreissena polymorpha is the source of this 5856-nucleotide messenger RNA. RefSeq lists its product as uncharacterized. The transcript has 24 exons. Gene Ontology annotation, molecular function: protein binding. Bases 512 to 4564 code for a protein of 1350 amino acids. Gene Ontology annotation, biological process: signal transduction. The record is from RefSeq and is a predicted model, not a curated record. Lineage: Eukaryota; Metazoa; Mollusca; Bivalvia; Myida; Dreissenidae.
AUCGGUUGAGGUCAGGUAUGUGUAUUAAUACACAAACCUGGUUGAGGUUUAUUUACCAUUAAACUCGUGAUCGAUAAAGGUGGAUAUCAUUGGAAUCUACUAACAGGGCUAUUUUUGUGAGAGAUACCUGUUUGCAAUGGGUCGACCAAGGCUCGACGCGUACAUCCGCGGUAUAGAUUACCUUGGUGCCAAACAGCAGUAUGAAAAUAGCGAUGACAAUCCGGGGAACAAACUGAUAGAUUACUAGCGACUCGUGAACUCUGACAGCACGUUUGACAUUGAGCAAUUGAAGAGUGGUUAUGCCGCUUUUCGAGAGAAAGUCUGCGUAUCCAAAUUUCCCGGUCGCCAUUCGGGUCCGUACUGGGUCGCCAAGUCCACUCUUUAUGUGCUAGAACGACUUUCUAACGAAUUCGACAAAAACGAGUCUCAGUUGAAAGCGAUUGGUCGCGAACAGUUUGAAACCUGGCUUGCUCUGCUGAAGGCAAAACCGAGCUCCGGUCACGUGGAUUUGAUGUCAUUGGUCAACACAGAUCGUUAUAAGCUAUAUAUCCAGAGCUGCUCGCCCUCUGAAUUGGACAAAAUAUUGGCGUCGAUGAAAAUGACGUUUUCAUACGACCCAUCCGAAUCAGAAGAAGAAAGCACAUAUGCCGACUUCUUACAUACCGCAAUUGUACAGUUUUUCAACAAGUUCGAGACAGGGCAGCUAGAUGCCUCUAGAAAGUCAUUUCUUGACCUUUACAUUUUCUACCGAAGUCAACUUUGUACACAGUCAGAAAUGAUGCAGCGCUACCAUGGGUACACUGUCAGAGAUAUGCGAAGAGUAUUUGAAGACAAGAACCCUUACAAGGGACUCAAAGAUGCACAGGUUCUGAAACAACACUUGGAGCAAAUCAAGGAGGAAAUAAGAACUACUGACUCAGAUUUUGGGACUCUUCAGGUCGAAGACACUUUGCAAUGCAUACUUGAUGCAUCUAGCCAAGAUGAGCUCACGAGAGAGAUCUUUUCAGAAUGUACCGACAUUAUUGUGACAUUAGCUUUGCGAACUACUCGGCCUAAGAACUCGGAUCGUAUUUUCUUAGUAUUCCGAUUGCGCCUGUUCAGGGACUUUUCUAAGAAACACGGAAAACCCGACUCCAGUGUGUUCACUGCAAUGGCCAACAUGUGCUUAAAGAUGAGUCCGGUUGCGCACACUCUUCCCGAAGAUGGUUUACGGUGCAUUUCCGAAGCGUUCGAAUACUGCUGGGAAGGUUAUACCAACCUUUCUAGCGAGGAAACCACGUUGACACUGAAGGUUUGGACCUUAUUUCUGGAGUCAGGUAAAAAGGAUCUAACAAACAGAAUAUACGAUUCUCUCAGGGAUAAAGAACGGCUAGCACAAAUAGUAUGGAAAGAGCACAUGGAGGAGGUUAAAGGCCUGAUGGAAGCUGUCAGAAAAACACCGGAGGAAAAAAUCGAAAAAUUUUCACACUACGAAGAUGUAAUAAAAGACAUAUUCGCAUUGUUAAAAAAAAGCAAGUUACUUAAUACAAUUCGAAAGGAUAUAACACAGUUCGUGUUUGAUUGUGUGGUAUCUCAAUCUUUUGAGAAAUCUGGCUUAGGUGAAACAGCCUCGGAGUUUGUCGAUAUAACAAAAAACGACGGGGACUUGAUUGAGUUUAUUCUGGAUACCUGUUUGUCAGUGCUUCAGAGAACUGAGCUAUUUCAAAAGUUUGACGGGAAAAGUGCCUCGGCAAUACAGCGACUUUUAACAAAUUGUCUGGAAGCAUAUAAAGGGAACCCCAAACUUGUUACUGAUGUGCAACAUAAGAAGUGGCUGAAGCUGUUGGCGUUUCUAGGCGAGGACAUGGAGAGACUGUUUCCAGAAGAAGAGCCUAGCACUGUUUACCUCAACCUCUGUGGCAAUACAUGGGCUCCAUACAUUGCUUUGAUCGGGCAAACCCCAAGGUUAAACGAUUGUCUAGUUUUGUUUGACCAUAGUCUGAAAAUAGCCAAGUUAGUAGAAGAAAAUUCGAAUGGCUCGUUUCCCUAUAAGUUCAUGAGCUCCAUUUCCUUAGCGAUGCUGAUGUUGUUUGCCGUCAACAAACCGCCUGGAAUAGGUGUAUACGCUGACAGUAUAAUGGAUCUUUUUCUAGAAGUUGAAGAAUGCUCUAAUUUGUCAAUACUUGUGAACAACGUGUAUCCAUUGAAUCCAACGGCUGUGCAUGCCAGAAUACAGGCGUGUAUCGACAGAAUACAAACUAUUAAAGAUUCACAGGUCUCGGCAAUCUUGUCGGUGCUCACAGUGGUUGCUACAAAGCAUCCCGAGGUAUUCAACGCCAACCAGACAAAGUAUUUCAUUGAAAUGAGUACAAAUGCACAAAGCAACCUCACCUCGACCUAUUUGGCGAUCGCAAUGGUCAUUGCUCGCAAUAACCCUGCCAUCGUAGCCCCGCAUUAUAAAAUGCUGAUGACGGACAAGAGAUUUAAACCAGAUUCUCUUCCAGUUAGGAUAAUCAUGAUUGUAAAUAUAGCUGCUCAUAAUACGGCCGUAUUACACGACGUCAUGGACUUCCUGAUGUCAAUUAUGAACUCGAAUGACCCAGAAUUGGUGAAAAUUGUUAUUGGCCAACUAUCGAUGUUGGCCAAGAAAGAUCAGGACUAUAUGAAGAAACACAAACCGACUAUCGAAAAGCUCCAAAAUAAUACAAAAUCACUGGAAAUGAAAGAUUCUUUCCAAUGCCUGCUAGAUAUAAUCGACGGAAAAGGUGUUGAAGAAUUAAUUGAUGGAUUACAACAGCAACAACAGAUAGUUAGAACUCUUGAAGUCAAGGUUGGUGCCACAAUGAACACAGUGAUAUCACUCGGAGAACAAGUCAUCAAGCAAACUGAAGAAAUUUCUGAUAUUCAACAAGAUUUAGAGAAGGUUGAAGAGCGUGUAGAAGUUGUUGAAACUGACAUUGAUCAAACCAAACUAAAGGUGGAAGAAAUCGACAAUAAGACAAUGACCAAUGCUCCAAAAUGGUCCCGUGAUCUGUCCAAACUGAUGAAUCCAGAGGAGCGAAAUGAUUGGCGGCUGUUGGCCAGCCGGUUAGGCUACAAGAAUGCCGACAUUAAAGCAUGGGCUCAGCAGCAUGAUCCAUGCAUGGCUUUGCUGAGCGAAUGGUACGCCACACAUAAAACCAGUGAAGCUAACAAAGGCCUUCUUACGGCACUUCAAGAGAUGAAUCGUGUGGACGGGUUGAUUAUUGUAGAAAACGCCAUGAAGAUUGCUGAUAACGUUGUAGAAGAUGAUGAGUUUGAAUACGCGAGCCCGCCACCUGUGUUUCUUAGUUAUCAGUGGGGAAUUCAAAAUGAGGUGAAACUGUUGAAACAACACUUGGAGUCGGCUGGAUACGUGUGCUGGAUGGAUAUUGGCCAGAUGGGAGGGGGAGACAAGUUGUUCGAAAAAAUUGACAACGGCAUCCGCGGAGCCAAAGUGAUUGUUAGCUGCACGACCGAAAAAUAUGCAAAAUCUCCUAAUUGCAAUCGCGAGGUAAACUUGGCCGUUACUCUGGGAAAACCAAUAAUUCCACUGCUUAUGGAGAAAAUGGACUGGCCACCAAAGGGUUCGAUGGGGCCGAUAUUCAGUGAAUACCUGUUCGUUAGGUUUUUCCAACGUUCCGGAGAAGAGACUGCGGACUCAAGAUAUUGGCCAGUUGAAAAGUUUCAAGAACUUCUGAUGCAGCUCAAUUUUUACGCCGUCCCAGAUCACAGCCUUUUAAAGUCGGAAUAUAAAGACUGGUGGAAGCCAAUUACAGAAGACAUAAAAAUUGAAAAGAAAAAGGACGUUACAUUUCAGCAACAAAAUAAACAAGAGGUUUCAAACGGACCGUCUCCACAGAUUUUUUUGUCAUACCAAUGGGGAAAACAGCCUCAGGUAAAAGCUUUAUACGAGCGACUCAUUUCACUUGGGUACACAGUAUGGAUGGAUAUAUUUCAAAUGGGAGGAGGAGAUUCCUUGUAUGACAAAAUCGACAAGGGCGUUCGUGGUGCAAAUGUCGUGAUAUCAUGUGUUACUCCAAAGUAUGCCCUCUCUGCUAACUGUCGACGCGAGAUCAGCUUGGCCGAUGCGCUGAAGAAACCUUUAGUGCCUUUGAUGUUGGAGCAGAUGAAGUGGCCACCAGAUGGUCCCAUGAGCAUGGUAUUUACAGAAUUACUAUAUAUCAACAUGUGCAAUGAUGACGAUAUUCAGAAAACAUGGUCAGGUCUGAAAUUCGAUGAGUUGGUAACAAAACUCCACGAAUUUUUUCCGGACAACGGCCAGGUUGUCAAGGCUGUAGCAAGUAUUGUUAAAGCACCGGUUCAGGAAAAGGCAAAUGUUGAUGAGAACACAACCCCUAAGAGGCAGAUUAAUACUAUGACGGAUACAGCAAGUUCCAGUAAAUCACUGGUAACACCACAAUCUCCUUCAAUGACGGCUAUCACUCUUGUAAGAAAAACCGACCAGACACCUGAAGUGAAGGCGAUGCAUUCAGUCGCGUCUUCUCCAAACACGAACGGCAAGCCUGCAGUGGAUUCUAAAUCGUCGUCAUGCGUUGUCAUCUAACAUGAAGUAACUAUGGUUAUGUUUUUAGCAAACUUUGAUCAUGUGAUAAAUGAACCGAUGCUUAGGAAGUAUAAUGAUUUUGAUACUUUUGUAUUAUUUUAAUCUUUUUUAUUCAUAUUCCUGUUUUCCAAACCGGAGGUCAUACGAAUAAUCCAUUUUUUUGUUGUGAAUUAUGAGAGUGCCUCACGAAAACGAAAUAAUGUAGAAACUAUUCCCGGAUCAGAAAUCGACUUUGAUAUCGUUAAUUGUUACUAUUUGCUCUGAGGAAACUCAUUUUCUGAAUGUAUGUUACUGUCCUUUUUAUUGUUCAUGCUUUUAAUAUAUUCAAGUAUGAUUAUAUAAUUUAAAAAAUAAGUCGAAAAGUAGGCAUUUAGUUAUAGCUAGGUUGAAUAUUUGAGAUUAUAUGUGUGAUUCUAAACUGUAUUUGUUGUUUCAGUUUUGUUAAAUAUUUUUUUCAUAGGCCGUAAAAAGAAAGUCUCUGUAAUUACGCUGCAAUGUAAAGCAUACAGAAAAGUAAAAAAAAUAAUUCCCAUUACAUUUACGGGAAAUGAUCUAUGUAUUAAUCAUACGAUAUUUGUUUAUGUUUUGGUACUUUUUCAAUAGGGACAUCAAAUACAUAUAUCAUGGAAUUAUAGAACACACUGUAAAAGUUGGAAAAAGCUAGUUUGUUUAUUAUUUGUCCUUGUGGCGCAUAAUCUUAAAGUUCUACAACAUAUUUUCCGGAUUUUAAAUUCAAAUUGGAAACGCAAACUUAUUGUUUUUCCUUAAACAUGUACUGCCCAGUUUUAUGUUAUCCGACUGUAUCUGUGUUUGUUUUUUCCACUAAACAUAUAUAUUAUCGGUGGGAUUUAUUCAAGUAAUAAUAACUAUUUUUAAAUCUUUUAUAUAUGUAAUACUCGUUUAUGUUUUACUCCACAUUGUGACAAUCUUCAUAGAAAUUUGAAUGUUUGUAUCUUAAUAGAUUAAAUAUUUUGAUGAUAAUAAUUGUUAUAUUGAAAGCCAUACAUGCUAAAAGUCUGCUGUUUAUUUUCGUAAACAUGUACUCAAAAGUAUCCACAAAAUGCGUAAAUUCCAAUGAAUAAAAGGUCUGCUUCAGAAAACAUGUAAGUCUACCGCAAAGAAUGACUUUUGACAUAUAUAUACAAUUUAUAUAUUAUAAUCUUAAGAUAUGUAAAUAUAGUAAAUGUAACAUUUAUUUUGUUUCAACUAUUUUAUGAACCAUUAACAUUUGAAUGAAACUUACUUAAUAAUGUUAUUCGCCGUAAUUCAUGCAAUAAAAGGUCAUAAACUGU